Melanotaenia boesemani (Boeseman's rainbowfish) is the source of this 2948-nucleotide messenger RNA. RefSeq names its product antizyme inhibitor 1-like. Lineage: Eukaryota; Metazoa; Chordata; Actinopteri; Atheriniformes; Melanotaeniidae. The record is from RefSeq and is a predicted model, not a curated record. The transcript has 12 exons. Gene Ontology annotation, cellular component: cytoplasm. Gene Ontology annotation, biological process: negative regulation of protein catabolic process; positive regulation of polyamine transmembrane transport. Bases 459 to 1811 code for a protein of 450 amino acids. Gene Ontology annotation, molecular function: ornithine decarboxylase activator activity; ornithine decarboxylase activity.
GGUCGUACGAACGUUAGCGAAGAUCCAAACGCUCUUCUUCCGCCGUCGUCCUCUCCCUGGUCAUACCAAUGAUCUGUCCUAGCUUCCACAAUCUAAACAUCAAACGGCCAUAAUUUAACCUUGUCUAUGGCAAUUAUCGUUUUCUCUCAUAGUUACCCCACUACUCUUUAAAAAUUCCGCCUAAAAAGAAAAAGCGUUCUCUCCCCUCUUUUGGGUCUUCAAUCAACGUGUACAGCAACUACCCAGAGGGUCUAGGGGCAGCUCUUUACAGAGAACCAUUUGACUUCAACGCCGAGCCGCCUUGGGAUCCUAGCUGAUAGUGGAAGAGUUCAUCCCUGGACUCAUCCAUUUUGUUGCAUAAAUCUAGGACCCCAAGGGCUCGAGGGGGAGUGAGCAAGACUACUUUGGACUAGCCACAUUCUUUAUGCCUGUCGGAUUGAAAGAAAACGGUUGAGAGAAUGAAAGGAAUCACAGAUGAACCACAAUAUUCUGUCAGCCUACUGGAGGGAGGAACAGCCCUCUGCGACGUGAUUGACAGUCACAUUGAUGAACAAACACUUUCAGAGAAGAAUGCAUUCUUUGUAGCAGACCUGGGAGUCAUAAUGAGGCAGCAUGUUCGCUGGCGAACUCACAUGGCUCAGAUUCGACCCUACUAUGCUGUGAGAUGCAACAGCAGUCCAGCUGUGAUUGAAGUUCUUGCCGCCCUUGGUUCUGGAUUCACAUGCAGCAACAAGUCUGAACUUGAACUGGUGCAGAGCCAUGGCAUUCCCUCUGAAGACAUCAUCUACAGCGGUGUUUGCAAACAGGUCUCCCAGAUAAAAUAUGCUGCUAAGAAUGGCAUUGACAUCCUCGUGUGUGAUAAUGAAGCAGAACUACGUAAAAUUUCUCGCUGCCACCCCAAUGCCAAGCUGCUACUACAGGUGUCAACAGAGGUAUCUAAUCCAGAUGAUGAGAUGAGCAUGACAUUUGGCUGCUCCCUCAAGGACUGCAGGCAUCUCCUGGAGAGUGCCAAGGAGCUUGGUGUGCAGGUUGUUGGAGUCAGGUCUCACAUUUCUAGUUCCUGUGAGGAUGAUCAAGUGUAUGUUCAUGCCAUCUCUGAUGCCCGCUGCAUCUUUGAUAUGGGAGAGGAAAUUGGCUUCAACAUGAACAUUUUGGACAUUGGAGGUGGAUUCAGUGGCUCGGAGACCCAUCUGGAACUGAUCAACAGUGCAGUCAUGUCUGUGGUGGACCUGUACUUCCCUUCGUCAAGUGGAGUUUCCAUCAUUGCUGAGCCUGGCAGCUUUUUUGUGUCUUCUGCUUUCACUCUGGCUGUCAGCGUCAUCUCCAAAGAGGUGGUGGCCCGUGAUUGCAAGGACCAGGAACAUGAUGAGCUAUCUCCCAACGAGGAGCCAGCAUUCCAGUACUACAUGAAUGAGGGAGUGUAUGGAUCCUUUUCCAGCAAACUCUCUGAAACACCAAUUGCUGCUCCCUCUGUUCAUAAGCAGAACACAUCCCUGGAUGCUCCAGUGUUCAGCAGCAGCCUGUGGGGUCCCUCCGGGGAUGACCUGGACCAGGUAGUGGAGCACUGCCUAUUACCUGAGCUCAACAUAGGAGACUGGCUGGUGUUCACACAUGCUGGGGCCUACAGUCUGGGUCAGCCACUGUUCACCUCCACUGAUUCACCACCUGUCUACUGCAUCAUCUCCUCCAGAGACUGGUUUGAGAUGCAGGACACUGGAGUCACCCACGAGUCUACACUGAAGAACUUCUCCUUGGUCCCUUAUUUUCUCAAUUCCUGCCAAACAGAGGCUGCACUGUCUGUCCCAGCUUAGCAAUCAUCUGACCUGGAAGGCUUAUUACUUUUCUUUGUGGUUUAUGCUGCUAGUAUCUUUCAGUCACCAGUGCAGAUAGUGUUCGAUAUUACUGGGACCAGACUGACCUGAACUGUUAUCCUCAUAAACCCCAGUGUAAAUGCAACAAAAUGAAUGACUCCAUAAAAUACAGGUGCUUGUUUUUCUUUUUCUUGUAGGAUUCCAGUUGACACUAUUGCAGUAGGAACUUAAGGGUCUUGGAUGAUCCUGUUUGACAGAUCAUCAAUAUAAUCAGUAUUUCCAUUAUUGUUGCCAGUCUUGUAAAGUAAUAUGUGCAGCCCUGAGUGAGGUAAUGUUUUAAAUAGAAACACUCUUCUGAGAUCUCGUAAGGAGAUUUGCUACAAGAGGUGUAUUUAUGAUUUCAACUGGUUUUAUAAUUUAUUUUGUGAUAAGAGCUUAAUACAUUUAGAAUCAGGUAUCCUUAGCGUUUAAAAUGGGACCGUGCAGCACAACAUUGCUGCAUACAUAAAGGUGAAUUUACUCCUCUUUAUAACAGUUAAAAGAGGAAAAAAAAAGCCAUUGUGAUUUGUGUUAUCUGUGGUGUUGCUAUGACAUCCAUCCAUUCCUGGAAAAUCAGUAGUAGAGUCUGCCACUGCUCUGGGUUAAAAGCUAAAGGUUUGGUGUUCACCAGUGUCUGUGGGGUUUUUUUUUUUUUUUUUUUUUGGCUGAAGUGCUGGGAAGCUUUCUUCUUAGGUGCAGCAGAGGGCCAGCAGGAUAGCUGCUGUGUCAACAGAUAGCAGAGCAAGAUUAGUAAACAGCAUGUGCUGCAGAUGGAAUCAAGAAAGUGCUGAUGGACAAAGUCAGAGGACAUGAGGUGAGAUUUUAUAAUAAAAAAAAAAAAAAAAGCAUUUAUGAUGGUUGAACUGUUACGCUGUUUCUAUUUCCAGUGUUAUUGUUUAUAAAUAUUUUUUCAACUUAUGUUGAAAGAAUAUUAUGGGAUUUUUGACUGUGCAGAUAUACUUGCAUAAUGUUUAUCAUAUCUGUGAAGUUGUCUCCCAGUCUGUCUAAGAAUGAUAAAUUAUAAAGCACUAGCCUAAUAACUUGUAGCUGUGCCCAUCAAAAUGAAGAGUAAUAAAAAAAAAUUUAAAAAAAGCUUGA